AUGGCAGUUAUUCCAAGAGCAAUUCCAGUUUUUAUGCUUCUGUUACUCUUCAGCUUCUCUGAAGCCAGAGAGAUCGUGGUUGGAGGCAGUGCGGAUGCAUGGAAGACCCCGUCCUCUCAAUCUGAAUCCCUCAAUAAAUGGGCGGAAAGUUUUCGUUUUCGCGUCGGUGACUCUCUCGUGUGGAAAUAUGACGGCGGGAAAGACUCGGUAUUGCAAGUUAACAAGGAAGAUUAUCUUAGCUGCAAUACUUCUAAACCCAUUGAAGAGUACAAAGAUGGGAACACUAAGGUAAUGCUUGACCGAUCUGGGCCAUUCUACUUCAUCAGCGGGGCGAACGGACACUGCAAGAAGGGUCAGAAGUUGGUUGUGGUGGUCCUUUCUCCAAGACACAGGUACACUGGCAUUUCUCCAGCGCCUUCUCCAGUAGAGUUAGAGGGUCCGGCUGUUGCUCCGACUAGCAGUGCUACAAGGUUGCAGGGUGGUUUGAUGGUUGCACUGUGGGUUUUUGCUUUCGGUUUGUUUUGA
Messenger RNA from Carya illinoinensis, 525 nucleotides. RefSeq names its product early nodulin-like protein 1. Gene Ontology annotation, molecular function: electron transfer activity. Bases 1 to 525 code for a protein of 174 amino acids. Gene Ontology annotation, cellular component: plasma membrane. Lineage: Eukaryota; Viridiplantae; Streptophyta; Magnoliopsida; Fagales; Juglandaceae. The record is from RefSeq and is a predicted model, not a curated record. The transcript has a single exon.